Messenger RNA from Cladophialophora yegresii CBS 114405, 2691 nucleotides. RefSeq names its product starch phosphorylase. The transcript is spliced from 9 exons. Gene Ontology annotation, cellular component: cytoplasm. The record is from RefSeq and is a predicted model, not a curated record. Gene Ontology annotation, molecular function: glycogen phosphorylase activity; pyridoxal phosphate binding. Gene Ontology annotation, biological process: glycogen catabolic process. NCBI's taxonomy places the organism in Eukaryota, Fungi, Ascomycota, Eurotiomycetes, Chaetothyriales, Herpotrichiellaceae. Bases 1 to 2691 code for a protein of 896 amino acids.
AUGGCUGCCGCAGCUGUCGCUCAAAAUCCUCGGGAGCGCAAGCCCUCGACGAGUGCCCCCAUCUCUACCUUGACAGGUCCUGUCGGUCCCGGCUUCACGAGACCGAAGCACAAGCGAACCGCCACGGGCUUCGGUGCCGGAGACAUCAAGGCGGUUGAAUCGAGCAUUCCCGAGCACAUGCGAGAGGCAUGGAGGAAAUUCUCUCCGCGCGGUUUCACCACAAAGGAAGAGUUCGAGGCAGAGGCUGUCAAGCACAUUGAAACUACCUUGGCGAGAUCUCUCUUCAACUGCGAUGAGCUGGCCGCAUACUCCGGGACUGCGCUGGCCUUUCGAGACCGUCUUAUCAUUGAUUGGAACAAAACCCAACAGAGACAGACCUUUGCCGACCAGAAAAGAAUCUACUACCUCUCCCUCGAGUUCUUGAUGGGCCGAGCGCUUGACAAUGCAAUGCUGAACGUCGGAUUGAAGAAUGUGGCCAAAGAGGGUCUCGCGGAUCUUGGUUUCCGUAUCGAGGACAUCAUUGAACAAGAGCACGACGCGGCUCUCGGAAAUGGCGGUCUCGGCCGACUGGCCGCCUGCUUCCUUGACAGCAUGGCCACGUUGAAUUACGCAGCCUGGGGCUACGGCCUCCGUUACAGAUAUGGUAUCUUCAAGCAAGAGAUUCAGGACGGUUACCAGGUUGAAAUCCCGGAUUAUUGGCUCGACUUCAACCCUUGGGAAUUUCCCCGCCACGACGUUACCGUUGACGUGCAGUUCUAUGGCUGGGUCAACAAGUACACCGACGACCAGGGAAAACAGAUUGUGUCCUGGCAAGAUGGCGAGAUCGUCACCGCGACAGCCUACGACGUGCCAGUGCCAGGCUAUGGGACUCCCACGGUAAAUAACUUGCGUCUAUGGUCGAGCAAAGCUUCAAGUGGCGAGUUCGACUUCGCCAAGUUCAACUCGGGCGAAUAUGAGAGUGCCGUGGCAGAUGAGCAGCGAGCGGAGACCAUCUCGGCCGUGCUGUACCCGAAUGACAACCUUGAACGGGGAAAGGAGCUGCGGUUGAAGCAGCAAUACUUCUGGUGCGCCGCCUCUCUUCACGACAUUGUGCGCAGGUUCAAGAAGUCACAGCGCAAGUGGUCCGAGUUUCCCGACCAGGUGGCCAUUCAGCUGAAUGAUACUCACCCCACGCUUGCAAUUGUCGAACUGCAGCGGAUUUUGGUCGAUAUGGAGGGCUUGGAGUGGGACGCCGCCUGGGAUAUUGUCACCCGCACAUUUGGCUAUACCAACCACACAGUGUUGCCCGAAGCGUUGGAGAAGUGGUCAGUACCGUUGAUCCAGAACCUCCUCCCGCGUCAUCUCCAACUCAUUUACGAGAUUAAUCUCUACUUCCUUCAAUCAGUCGAACGCCGGUUCCCUAAGGAUCGAGAUCUCCUGGGCAGAGUGUCCAUCAUCGAGGAAUCACAGCCGAAGAUGGUCCGCAUGGCAUUCUUGGCGAUUGUUGGCUCGCACAAGGUCAACGGCGUUGCCGAAUUGCACUCGGACCUGAUCAAGACUACCAUCUUCAAGGACUUUGUCAAGGUCUACGGCCCAGAUAAAUUUACCAACGUCACCAAUGGUAUUACUCCGCGAAGAUGGUUGCACCAAGCCAACCCGCGCCUGUCGGAACUGAUUGCGUCAAAGCUCGGAAACUACGAGUUCUUGAAGGACUUGACACUGCUCAACAAACUCGAACCCUACGUGGAUGACAAGGACUUCAAGAAGGAGUGGGCGGAAAUCAAAUAUGCCAACAAAGUCCGACUUGCCCAACACAUCCAGAAGACCAAAGGUUACAGUGUCAAUCCCAAGGCUCUCUUCGACAUCCAGGUCAAGAGAAUUCAUGAGUACAAGCGCCAGCAACUCAACAUCUUCGGAGUCAUUCAUCGUUAUAUGGCCAUCAAGGCCAUGUCGCCCGAUGAGCGCAAGAAGCUCGUUCCCCGGGUGUCGGUCUUCGGCGGUAAAGCGGCUCCCGGCUACUGGAUGGCGAAGACCAUAAUCCACUUGAUCAACAAGGUCGGGGAGGUGGUCAACAAGGAUCCUGAUGUUGGCGAUCUGCUCAAAGUUGUCUUCCUCGAGGACUACAACGUCAGCAAGGCCGAGAUCAUUAUCCCGGCUUCGGAUAUCAGCGAGCACAUCUCGACAGCUGGUACUGAAGCGUCAGGCACGAGUAACAUGAAGUUCGUGUUGAACGGCGGGUUGAUCAUUGGUACGCUCGAUGGUGCCAACAUUGAGAUCACUCGCGAGAUCGGCGAGCAGAACAUCUUCUUGUUCGGCAAUCUCUCGGAGGACGUGGAGGACCUGCGCCAUCACCACUUCUACGGCGACUACCAGAUGAACCCCGAGCUGUUGAAGGUGUUUGACUUCAUCAAAAAGGGCACGUUCGGCGACGAGGGUGCGUUCGGUGCUUUGAUCAGUGGCAUCGCCGAGCAUGGCGAUUACUAUCUUGUGAGCGAUGACUUCAACAGCUACUGCCAGACACAGGACCUUAUCGACGAGGCCUAUAAGGACCAGGACUCCUGGGUGAGCAAGUCGAUCACCAGUGUGGCCCGAAUGGGCUUCUUCACCUCAGAUCGAUGCAUCAAUGAAUAUGCCGACGGCAUCUGGAACAUUGAGCCGCUCCAGGUCAAGGAGGAGAACGAGGUCAGAUCACGGACCGGACUGGAGACGUAA